AUGAGUUCUGAUGCAGAGAUGGCAAUCUUUGGAGAAGCUGCUCCCUAUUUGCGGAAGCCAGAGAAGGAGAGAAUUGAAGCCCAGAAUCGCCCAUUUGAUGCCAAGUCAGCCUGUUUUGUAGUAGAUGACAAGCAAAUGUAUGUGAAAGGUACCAUACAGAGCAAAGAAGGUGGCAAAGUCACCGUUAAAAAAUAUGAUGACACAACUGUGACUGUAAAGGAUGAUGAAGUCUUUCCCAUGAACCCUCCCAAAUUUGACAAAAUCGAGGACAUGGCCAUGAUGACCCACCUCCACGAACCCGCUGUGCUGUACAACCUCAAAGAGCGUUACGCAGCCUGGAUGAUCUACACCUACUCGGGUCUCUUCUGCGUCACUGUCAACCCCUACAAGUGGCUGCCGGUGUACAACCCCGAGGUGGUGACUGGCUACCGAGGCAAGAAGCGCCAGGAGGCCCCUCCACACAUCUUCUCCAUCUCUGACAACGCCUACCAGUUCAUGCUGACUGAUCGUCACAACCAGUCAAUCCUUAUCACCGGAGAAUCCGGUGCAGGGAAGACUGUGAACACAAAACGUGUCAUCCAGUACUUUGCAACAAUUGCAGUCACUGGUGAGAAGAAGAAAGAUCCUCAGCCCGGCAAAAUGCAGGGUACUCUGGAGGAUCAGAUCAUUCAGGCCAACCCACUGCUGGAGGCUUUUGGCAAUGCUAAGACUGUGAGGAACGACAACUCCUCACGCUUUGGAAAAUUCAUCCGGAUUCACUUUGGACCAACUGGCAAGCUGGCCUCUGCAGAUAUUGAAACCUAUCUUCUGGAGAAAUCCAGAGUCACUUUUCAGCUGUCUAGUGAAAGGAGCUAUCAUAUUUUUUACCAGAUAAUGUCCAACAAGAAGCCAGAGCUCAUUGAUCUCCUCCUCAUCUCCACCAACCCCUAUGACUUCCUCUAUGUGAGCCAAGGAGAAGUCACCGUUGCCAGCAUUGAUGACAGCGAGGAGCUGCUGGCGACAGAUAAUGCUGUGGACAUCCUGGGCUUCAGCCCUGAUGAGAAGGUGGGGAUAUACAAGCUGACCGGGGCUGUCAUGCACUAUGGGAACAUGAAAUUCAAGCAGAAGCAGCGGGAGGAGCAGGCAGAGCCUGAUGGCACAGAAGUGGCUGACAAGGCUGGCUACCUGAUGGGUCUGAAUUCUGCUGAUUUGCUCAAGGCUUUAUGCUACCCCAGGGUGAAAGUCGGGAAUGAAUAUGUAACUAAAGGACAAAAUGUCCAACAGGUGUACAAUUCAGUGGGAGCACUGGCUAAAUCAGUCUAUGAGAAGAUGUUCCUGUGGAUGGUUAUUCGCAUCAACCAACAGCUGGACACAAAGCAGCCCAGGCAGCACUUCAUUGGUGUCCUGGACAUUGCUGGCUUCGAGAUCUUUGAUUUCAACAGCCUGGAGCAGCUGUGCAUCAACUUCACCAAUGAGAAACUGCAACAGUUCUUCAACCACCACAUGUUCGUGCUGGAGCAGGAGGAGUACAAGAAGGAGGGGAUUGAAUGGGAGUUCAUUGACUUUGGCAUGGACCUGGCUGCCUGCAUUGAGCUCAUUGAGAAGCCCAUGGGCAUCUUCUCCAUCCUGGAAGAGGAGUGCAUGUUCCCCAAGGCAACUGACACCUCUUUCAAGAACAAGCUCUAUGACCAGCACCUGGGCAAGUGCAGCAGCUUCCAGAAGCCCAAGCCUGGCAAAGGCAAGGCUGAAGCCCACUUCUCCCUGGUGCACUACGCUGGCACAGUGGACUACAACAUCUCUGGCUGGCUGGACAAAAACAAGGACCCUCUGAAUGAAACUGUUGUGGGGCUGUAUCAGAAAUCAUCCUUGAAGCUGCUGUCCUUCCUUUUCUCUAACUAUGCUGGUGCAGAAGCAGAGAGUGAUAGUGCUGGUGGUGGUGGCAAGAAGGGUGCUAAGAAGAAGGGGGGCUCUUUCCAGACAGUGUCUGCUGUGUUCAGGGAAAACCUGAACAAGUUGAUGACUAACCUGAGAAGCACCCACCCUCACUUUGUGCGUUGCCUGAUUCCCAACGAGACCAAGACACCUGGUGCAAUGGACCAUUACCUGGUGAUGCAUCAGCUGAGGUGCAAUGGGGUUCUAGAAGGCAUCCGAAUUUGCAGAAAGGGGUUUCCAAGCAGAAUCCUUUAUGCAGAUUUUAAGCAACGGUACAAGAUCCUUAAUGCCUCAGCCAUUCCAGAAGGCCAGUUCAUUGACAGCAAGAAGGCUUCAGAAAAGCUUCUUUCCUCCAUUGAUGUUGACCACAAUCAAUAUAAAUUUGGCCACACCAAGGUGUUCUUCAAGGCAGGUCUCUUGGGACUCCUAGAAGAGAUGAGAGAUGAGAAGCUUGUGAGCCUCAUCACUCAUACACAAGCUAUGUGCAGAGGGUACCUCAUGAGAACUGAAUUUAAAAAGAUGAAUGAAAGAAGAGAGUCUAUUUAUAUCAUCCAGUACAACAUUCGUGCAUUCAUGAAUGUCAAACAUUGGCCAUGGAUGAAAUUGUAUUUCAAGAUCAAGCCCUUGCUGAAGAGUGCAGAGUCUGAGAAGGAGAUGGCCAACAUGAAGGAAGAGUUUGAGAAAACCAAGGAGGAGCUUGCAAAGUCUGAGGCUAAGAGGAAGGAGCUGGAGGAGAAAAUGGUGGCCCUGGUGCAGGAGAAAAAUGACCUGCAGCUCCAGGUUCAGUCUGAGAGUGAAAAUCUAGCUGAUGCUGAAGAGAGAUGUGAAGGACUCAUUAAAAGUAAAAUCCAGCUAGAAGCUAAAAUUAAAGAACUAAAUGAAAGACUGGAGGAUGAAGAGGAGACAAAUGCUGAACUGACAGCAAAGAAGAGGAAACUUGAAGAUGAGUGCUCAGAGCUGAAGAAAGAUAUUGAUGACCUUGAAAUGACUCUGGCCAAAGUGGAAAAGGAGAAGCAUGCAACAGAGAAUAAGGUGAAGAACCUCACUGAAGAGAUGGCAGCUCUGGAUGAAAAUAUUUCUAAACUCACCAAGGAGAAAAAGGCCCUCCAGGAAGCCCACCAGCAGACACUGGAUGACUUGCAAGUUGAGGAAGACAAAGUCAGCACCCUCACCAAAGCCAAAACCAAACUGGAGCAGCAAGUGGAUGAUCUUGAAGCAUCUCUGGAACAAGAGAAAAAGCUGCGAAUGGACCUUGAGAGAGCAAAGAGAAAACUGGAGGGUGAUCUGAAAAUGUCGCAGGAUUCCAUCAUGGAUUUGGAAAAUGAUAAGCAACAAAUGGAUGAAAGGCUAAAAAAAAAGGAUUUUGAAAUUAGCCAGUUGCAAAGUAAAAUUGAAGAUGAGCAGGCUCAAAGUUCUCAGCUGCAAAAGAAAAUUAAGGAGAUUCAGGCUCGGAUUGAGGAACUGGAGGAAGAAAUCGAGGCUGAGCGUGCUAUCCGUGCCAAGUCUGAAAAGCAGAGAAUCGACCUGUCCAGGGAGCUGGAGGAGAUCAGCGAGCGCCUGGAAGAAGCAGGAGGGGCCACAGCAGCUCAGGUGGAGAUGAACAAGAAGCGUGAGGCAGAAUUCCAGAAGAUGCGCCGUGACCUGGAAGAGGCCACGCUGCAGCACGAGGCCACGGCUGCCGCCCUGCGCAAGAAGCACGCGGACAGCACAGCUGAGCUGGGGGAGCAGAUCGACAACCUGCAACGUGUGAAGCAGAAGCUGGAGAAGGAGAAGAGUGAGCUGAAGAUGGAGAUUGAUGACUUGGCCAGCAAUAUGGAGUCUGUCUCCAAAGCCAAGAGCAAUCUGGAAAAAAUGUGCCGAGCUCUUGAAGAUCAGUUCAGUGAAGUCAGAGCCAAAGAUGAUGAACAUGUGCGGCUAAUUAAUGAUCUGAACACACAGAAGACACGCCUACAGACUGAGAAUGGUGAGCUUACUCGGCAACUGGAGGAGAAGGAGUCCUUGAUUUCUCAGUUAACUCGAGGCAAACAUACUUUCACUCAGCAGACUGAAGAGCUGAAGAGACAAUUAGAGGAAGAAAAUAAGGCCAAGAAUGCCCUGGCCCACGCCCUGCAGUCCGCUCGCCACGACUGUGACUUGCUCCGAGAACAAUAUGAGGAGGAGCAGGAGGCCAAGGGGGAGCUGCAGCGAGCCCUGUCCAAGGCCAACAGUGAAGUGGCCCAGUGGAGAACCAAAUAUGAGACGGACGCGAUUCAGCGCACGGAGGAGCUCGAGGAGGCCAAGAAGAAACUGGCACAACGCCUGCAGGAAUCAGAGGAGCAGAUUGAGGCUGUCAAUGCAAAGUGUGCUUCACUGGAGAAGACAAAACAGAAGCUGCAGGGAGAAGUGGAUGACCUCAUGAUUGAUGUGGAGAGGUCCCAUGCAGUCUGUGCAGCAUUUGAUAAAAAGCAGAGGAAUUUUGACAAGAUCCUGGCUGAAUGGAAGCAGAAGUACCAGGAGAGUCAGACUGAGCUGGAGGCUGCCCAGAAGGAGUCUCGCUCUCUCAGCACUGAGAUCUUCAGGAUGAAGAAUGCCUAUGAAGAAAUGCUUGACCAGGCUGAGACUGUCAGACGGGAGAACAAGAACCUCCAGCAGGAAAUUUCCGAUCUGACUGAACAGAUUGCUGAGUCUGGAAAAGCAAAUCAUGGGCUGGAGAAAGCAAAGAAGCAAAUUGAGCAAGAAAAGUGUGACCUACAAGCAGCAUUAGAAGAAGCAGAGGGCUCUUUAGAGCACGAAGAGGGGAAAAUCUUACGUGUUCAGCUGGAGCUGAACCAGGUGAAGUCAGAUGUUGACAGAAGGACUGCAGAGAAAGAUGAGGAAAUUCAACAGCUGAAGAGGAAUCACCAGAGGGUAUUAGAGUCUAUGCAAACCAUGCUGGAUGCUGAGGUCAGAAGCAGAAAUGAUGCUCUGAGGCUUAAAAAGAAGAUGGAAGGAGACCUGAACGACAUGGAAAUACAGCUGAGCCAUGCCAACUGCCAGGUAGCAGAGACACAGAAGCACCUUAAAGCUGUGCAAGGGCAGCUCAAGGAUUCCCAGCUCCAUUUAGAUGAUGCCUUGAGAGAGAACGAUGACCUGAAAGAGCAGCUCGCAAUAGUAGAGCGUAGGAACAGUCUGAUGACAACAGAAAUGGAGGAGAUGAGAGCUGCCAUGGAGCAGACCGAGCGAGCCCGCAGGGUUUCUGAGCAGGAGCUGACAGAUGCCAGCGAGAGAGUGCAGCUGCUCCACUCACAGAACACCAGCCUCCUCAACACCAAGAAGAGACUGGAAGUGGACAUAACCCAUUUACAGACUGAAGUUGAAGACAGCAUUCAGGAAGCCAGAAAUGCAGAGGAGAAAGCAAAGAAAGCAAUCACAGAUGCAGCCAUGAUGGCAGAAGAGCUGAAGAAGGAGCAGGACACCAGUGCCCACCUGGAGAGGAUGAAGAAGAACCUGGAACAGACAGUGAAGGACCUGCAGCUUCGUCUGGAUGAGGCUGAGCAGCUGGCACUGAAGGGAGGGAAGAAACAACUGCAGAAGCUGGAGGCCAGGAUUAACGAGUUAGAAAAUGAGCUUCAUUCUGAGCAGAAACGAGGAAUAGAAUCCCUGAAAGGAGCUCGCAAGUACGAACGGAGGCUGAAGGAGCUCACUUACCAGUCUGAAGAAGAUAAGAAAAAUAUUCUUCGGCUCCAGGACUUGGUGGACAAGCUGCAGUUAAAAGUGAAAGCAUACAAGAAACAGGCUGAGGAAGCUGAAGAACAGGCAAACAUCAAUCUCUCGCGAUGCCGCAAGGCCCAGCACGAGCUGGAAGAGGCCAAAGAACGAGCUGAUAUUGCUGAAGGGCAGGUUAACAAGCUGCGAGCCAAAAGCCGUGACAUCGAAGGCCAGUGUGUCCGUGUAUCCGUGGCUGUCUAUGUGUCUGUGUGUCCGUGUCCCUCUGUCCGUGUGUCCGUACCCCCAGCGCUGCCAAGCGCAGCUGCUCCAGUGCGGCGCGAGGGGGCGCUGCGGCACCGCCGGCCCGCGGGAGGUUUCUGUCAUCUUCGUCUUGUGUUUCACACCCUGUCAUCACAGCUGGCUGUUACCCAUGCUCCUGACUGGCCAUUGAACCUCCUGUUCACAUCUGGGGUCCUUUGUGCCAGUGAAAGCUCCCUGGCAUGUUGUUUGCUCGACGCCAGGCUCCAUGGCUACCUGCCACCCCUGGCGGUGGCUGGCCUGUCCUCCAGCACUGCACCGUCUGCUGAUCAGCAGGAGCGUGUGCUGAGUGAGGACAUGAGAUGGGAAUUAGGUGGGUUUGGCCUGCAGAAGGGAAGGCUGAGUGAUCUCAUUGUAGAGAUGCUGCUGCAAGGGGGGGAUAAGAAUUCCAACACAUCCAAGCAUUUCGUGCAAGUGCACAGUGAAAGGGCAAGAGGCAAUGGUCUCAUGUUGCCAACCAGCAAAAUCUUUCUCAACAAAGGGAGCAUGGGAGUACUGAAGCCUUGGGACAGGCUGCCCAAGGAGGCUGUAGAAUCUCCAUCCUUGGGAUUUCCAGGAUACACGUGGCCAAGACCCUGGAGUGACUUUAUCCAGCUUUGA
This is a messenger RNA of Cinclus cinclus, 6495 nucleotides long. Its product is annotated as myosin-13. NCBI's taxonomy places the organism in Eukaryota, Metazoa, Chordata, Aves, Passeriformes, Cinclidae. Bases 1 to 6495 code for a protein of 2164 amino acids. The transcript has 43 exons. Gene Ontology annotation, cellular component: myosin complex. Gene Ontology annotation, molecular function: cytoskeletal motor activity; actin filament binding; ATP binding. The record is from RefSeq and is a predicted model, not a curated record.